Molecule: messenger RNA, 753 nt
Organism: Centropristis striata (black sea bass)
Lineage: Eukaryota; Metazoa; Chordata; Actinopteri; Perciformes; Serranidae
Gene: cd27
Product: CD27 molecule
Exons: 7
Coding region: 1-753 (250 amino acids)
Biological process (GO): positive regulation of angiogenesis; defense response to virus; positive regulation of isotype switching to IgG isotypes
Cellular component (GO): CD40 receptor complex; external side of plasma membrane
Molecular function (GO): antigen binding; CD154 receptor binding
Source: RefSeq, a predicted model, not a curated record
AUGUCCUAUAAGAACUGGAUAACAGAUCCAAAGAUGGCGCCUAUUCAGUCCAAUAAGAACUCCGACCCUAUGCAGCCACUCUGUGAUUUUGCUUUAGUUUUCCUGUGCAGUCUCUCCCUCCUCUCUCCUGUACUGUCCCUGCACUGCAAUGACACACAAUACGCCUGGCCACUGGACCAACCCCGGUUAUGUUGCAACAAGUGCCCACCAGGUAAACAUUUGGUUAGUCGUGAUGAUAACAAUUGUAAAAUCGUGUGCAAACCCUGCACAGGAGAGCGGUACCUUGAAAAGUGGAAUUUGGAAAUGUACUGUGAGAUUUGUGAAAUCUGCAAUUCAGAAAACGGAGAAUACAAGUCUACAUGUACACCGACUAAGAACGCUGUGUGUAAAUGUAAAGCUGGCUACGAGUGCACGGACCAAUCCUGCAAACAAUGUGUGCCUAUGAAAACCACCACCACCCCACUUACUCCAUCCAAUACAGCCCUGAAGCCGAGUGUCACACACUGGCAACCCUCUCAACCAAUCAGAGAAACGGUGUGGUUCCUGGUGAUAACUGCCCUCCUGUGUGCAGGACUUGCAGCCAUUGUUGUCACAAAAAUCAAGCCCUUUCUGCGCUGGCUAGAAACCAAGCAAGGUUGCUUUUUAACCAAAGAACCAAACCUUGCACCAGUGGCAACAUGCUCCGAUGACGAAGAAGGUAUAUCCACACCUGUCCAGGAAGUGCGUGAAAAAUGUGACCAUUGUGAAGUCUAA